This is a messenger RNA of Salmo salar (Atlantic salmon), 1591 nucleotides long. The record is from RefSeq and is a predicted model, not a curated record. NCBI's taxonomy places the organism in Eukaryota, Metazoa, Chordata, Actinopteri, Salmoniformes, Salmonidae.
UAGCUUCACACAGUUGUCCUGCUCCGUUUGGAAGAUGCUGCAGUCAGAUGCACUGCGGUAAAAAAUAACGCCAGACAGGGAGUGAUAAAGUAGUCUGUAUUAUUCGCAAUGCCAGACCGUGAAAAAUAUCCAGGGUCCUUUGAUGCGUGGGAUAAUUCUUUCCACUCAAAAGAAUAGCACUUCAUUAAAUAAUUUGUUGAUCCAUCAGAAGGAAAGGAUAGCCUACAUUUUCCCCGGAGAACGGACAAAUCGGGAUAAGGAGGCAAUUUUUUUCAGAAGGGACAACGUGAGGGCAGUAAAAUAGAAGUGCAUGGCACUAAGAGCAUGGCACCAAGAGUAUAGCACUUGCAAUGCCAGGAUGGUGGGUUCCAUUCCCGGGACCACCAGUAAUUUCGGAGGAAGCAACUUCAGUCCCUACAAUUUCUUACUUUGCUCAAACAACAUCUUCCUGGAUAACAUCUCAAAGGAAUAUCUUACUAUCAAGUGUUCAAAGAAAAGCCUUUUCCCCUAAGAUCUUUACUUUCAUCGCUACAUUACACUUAUGGACAUGUCUGCUGUGCGACUGCUGCUCCUGUUUCUGCUUUGUUCCCAUUUUGUGUCCCUGUGCCAUGGGGCCUGUUCAGAGGUGGACUCGGACACUGAGGCCGUUGCAGGCAAAGGGUUCAAACUGGGCUGCAUCUCCUGUAAGAUGAGGCCCGAGGUGGAGGCUUCUGCCACAGUUAAUUGGUAUUUCAAGGCGAAAGGGGAAGCUGAGUUUGCUCAUAUAUAUAAUUACGAUGAGGAGGGCCCCCACAUUGUGGAUGAGCGCUUUGAGGAGCGCGUCGACUGGAACGGCAGUAAGAGGAGCCAAGACAUACAGGAUGCAUCCAUCUACCUCUUCAAUGUCACCUUCAAUGACUCGGGCACCUACAGUUGCCACUUCCACCGGCUCUUGACGUAUGAGUUCUACGAAUACCAGACUGUUGUCAGCAAGCUUGUGCACCUGAAAGUGGUGGCUAAAGCCACCAGAGGGACGGCCUCCAUAGUCUCUGAGGUGAUGAUGUAUGUGUCCAUCAUCGGGCUACAGGCUUGGCUCUACAUAGAGAUGGUAUACUGCUUCAGAAAGAUAUCAGCUGCAGGAGAGGAAGCAUUAAGAGAAAGCGCGAAUGCAGAAUAUUUAGCUAUAGCAUCGGAGAGUAAAGAUAACUGUGCAGGGGUGCAAGUGGCAGAAUAACCCAGGAAUGCAAGGGGAUUCCAUCUACGUACUGUCCACAUCACCUAUACGACCCCUUGGAUCACAUGAAGACAUCCUGAAGAUGCACAGUAUCUACACUUUCUGAGUCUUUAUUACCUUUCCUGUUACGUUAAUGGAUAAAUGUGACAUGAUGACGUCAUUACUUUGAAAGUAGCAUGAUAUCAGCACCUCUGUAUGUAUUACACACAAAAGCAUGUAACUAAUUCAACUAAUGAAUCCUUAUGUGUAUGAAUCCUGCAUCAAGGUAUUUUUUGGGUUGUAUUGAUAUCUCUCUAAAGUGAAUGUACAUUUAUAUUAUUAAGAGUUACUGUGAGAGAAUUAAUCUGAUUAAAUGGCUAUCAAGAGAGCUUUAUCACA